AUCCGGGGAAGUUUAUGCUGGUUGCUUCAGUUUCAGGAAGUGCGCAUGUUUUGAAAGAUGGCGGAUGUUCCUAACGAUGCGCCAGAACACUGUCCAGGAACAAGCAGUGACCAGGCUGGUAAAUCAUCAGCAUGCCAGGGAUGCCCAAACCAGAGUAUAUGUGCAUCUGGUGCCACCAAAUCCCCUGAUCCAGCUAUAGAAGAAAUCAAACAGAAAAUGACCUCCGUGAAGCACAAGAUUCUAGUAUUGUCUGGGAAAGGUGGUGUUGGGAAGAGCACGUUCAGCGCACAUUUGUCUCAUGCAUUAGCAAGUGAUGCUUCCAAAGAGGUGGCACUACUGGAUGUGGACAUCUGUGGGCCAUCAAUACCCAAAAUAAUGGGCUUAGAAGGGGAGCAGGUUCAUCAGAGCGGCUCAGGCUGGUCCCCUGUGUAUGUUGAAGAUAACUUGGCUGUGAUGUCCAUCGGCUUCCUCCUCAGUAGUCCAGAUGAUGCUGUUAUUUGGAGAGGCCCCAAAAAGAACGGCAUGAUAAAACAGUUUCUCAGGGAUGUGGACUGGGGAGAAGUGGACUAUCUGAUCGUAGACACACCUCCGGGAACUUCAGAUGAGCACUUGUCCAUUGUGCAGUAUCUGAGUGGCGCUGGCAUCGAUGGAGCAGUCAUCGUCACAACACCACAGGAAGUAUCUUUGCAGGAUGUGAGAAAAGAGAUCAGAUUCUGUAAAAAAGUCAAAUUGCCCAUCCUAGGUGUGAUUGAGAACAUGAGUGGAUUUGUUUGUCCUAAAUGCAAGAACACAUCACAGAUAUUUCCUCCAACCACAGGAGGAGCACAGAGAAUGUGUGAAGAACUUAAUCUCCCUCUUUUGGGCAGAAUUCCCCUUGACCCACGGAUAGGGAAAAGUUGUGACGAAGGAAAGUCAUUCCUGACUGAAGUUCCAGACUCUCCUGCAGCAGAGGCCUAUCAGGUCAUAGUGCAGAAAAUCCGAGAUUACUGCUCUUCACAUUCUGCAUCAGAUGACCCUUGUUGAAACAGAAAACAUCCAACAGAUCUUACCAAGACUGCUUUAAUGUCCUAUGAAUUCCUUUCAUCUGAAAGAAGGUCAUGAGUGUCUGCUCGGUACUCACUUACACAUUUAUUUACAGGUGACUGGCAAAUAUACACAUACAUUUUUCACAUUUUUUAAAUAUAGUUUGUGAAUAUAACAAAUAUCCAUGUUAAAAUAGAUUAAAAUAUAUAUAUCAUGGUGUAUAUCACAAUGAUUGCUGUUCAUGAAAGUGAAACAGAAAUAUAACUAUUGCUGUGAUUUAAAUGUAAAUAGCAGGUCAGGUUAAAUGAUGUUGUGUUUUAAAAUCAGACCAUAUAAAGCGUAUGUCAAAUAGGCCUACAGUGAGCUUGCUAGUAAAUGAGGAGUGAAAUGAUAUUUGAUUUUUGUCUUCAAAAAUUUGCUAAUAAAUUUGUCAAUAUAUCAGUUUCUCAA
Molecule: messenger RNA, 1473 nt
Organism: Danio aesculapii
Lineage: Eukaryota; Metazoa; Chordata; Actinopteri; Cypriniformes; Danionidae
Gene: nubp1
Product: nucleotide binding protein 1 (MinD homolog, E. coli)
Exons: 11
Coding region: 58-1023 (321 amino acids)
Biological process (GO): iron-sulfur cluster assembly
Cellular component (GO): cytosol
Molecular function (GO): ATP-dependent FeS chaperone activity; ATP binding; 4 iron, 4 sulfur cluster binding
Source: RefSeq, a predicted model, not a curated record